ACUCUCCUCCAGCCCUCGUCUGCUGUUCUGUGUCCGGGUUUCGGUUUCGUGCGAUCUUGUGUCAAGGGUUCAACGGGUCCUCCAUCUGUAUUAUAACAGAAUCGCAUCAUGUCUGCAAAAGUUUACGUUGGCAACUUGAGCUGGAAUACCACCGAUGAUUCGCUCCGUCAAGCCUUCUCCGCGUAUGGAAACAUCCUUGAUUCCAUUGUGAUGCGCGACCGCGAAACCGGUCGCUCCCGCGGCUUCGGCUUCGUCACCUACUCCUCCGGCAUGGAGGCCCAGUCUGCCAUCACCAACCUCAACGAGCAGGAGCUCGACGGCAGGCGCAUCAAGGUGAACCUCGCUAAUGCCCGCGGCAGCGGUGGCGGCGGCGGCGGCGGCGGAGGCUACAGCGGUGGUGGUGGUGGAGGCUACAGCGGCGGCGGAGGCUACAGUGGCGGUGGUGGCUACAACCAGGGUGGGUUUGCCCAGAAUUCGUACAGUGGCUAUGAACAAGGUGGUGGCUACGGCGGUGGCCAGCAAGGCGGCUACGGCGGCCAGCAGGGCGGCUAUGGCGGCGGCGGCGGCUACCAGGGGGGUUACUAAAUGCGUUGCGCUCGACGUCGCGUAGCUCGUGCUGCGUGUUUCGUCUUGUGCCUCCGUCGCUGAUCCCUUUGCUUCUCGUGCGACGUGCAUCCUUCAUACUGUUCUUGCUUGACCCACUCGUCCACCGCAUCUCAAUCUCCGUCUCCCUCAUUGUGUGGUAGCAGUCGUCGUUUUCGUCCUGGCUCGUCUCAUGUUCCUGAUACGUGGUCUCGGUUCUCACAAUGCGGCCUGUAUUUGUACGAUUCCCCCUCCACGGGCGUUCUGUCAGUACGUAUAUCACUACCAUCCUUCGUCCUCGUCCUAUACGCUGUGGUUUCCCGCGACUCGUGUUGUGGGUGGGUGUGUCAUCCUUACUGCUUUACUCGUGUAUCAAAUGUCACCAAACACGUCUUCUGCGUCA
Molecule: messenger RNA, 985 nt
Organism: Rhodofomes roseus
Lineage: Eukaryota; Fungi; Basidiomycota; Agaricomycetes; Polyporales; Fomitopsidaceae
Product: RNA-binding domain-containing protein
Exons: 8
Coding region: 109-585 (158 amino acids)
Molecular function (GO): RNA binding
Source: RefSeq, a predicted model, not a curated record